Rhagoletis zephyria (snowberry fruit fly) is the source of this 1588-nucleotide messenger RNA. Its product is annotated as testis-expressed sequence 9 protein. NCBI's taxonomy places the organism in Eukaryota, Metazoa, Arthropoda, Insecta, Diptera, Tephritidae. The record is from RefSeq and is a predicted model, not a curated record.
AAAAAUUUCUGUCAAAAUUUUAUAAGAGGCGAUGGCCGAAUUGCUAUCGCGCGAGAAGGAAUUCAUCAAAUUGAAUAAAGAGUUAGACCAGCUGGCCGUCACUUCAACGGAUCAACAAACACAAAGGCAUCAACAACUGCAACACCAGCACCAACAUCCCCUCUGUAAUAGUGUGGCGGACAGCGGCAGCGGCGGAAGUGGCGCAGGUACCAUCAGCGGGAGUGGUGUUUACAGUGGGCUAUCCAAACAAUUGUCCAAUAAACAGGAGCAACGUUAUUUCACGUACACAAAGUCCAAAGGACCAAGCACGUUGCUGAAGAAGCGUGCUAAUGGCAUUGGCGCUGGUGGCGUGGCUGGAGGGGGUAAUGGCGCAGGUGAUGGUAACUGCGAUAGACUCGCCGAAUUGCCCACCGAACGUAACAAUACACAUCGUAUGACACGCAAAGUGACUCAACAGUCCUCCACGUCCACCGCGCCUAGCAUGCGUCCGGAUGGUGACAGUAUUUUAGCCGCACAUUCUGAGACACCGAGAACCAACCGCACAAGUAGCACAAUGCAUAGAAAGCACAUCAACAGUCCCGACAGUGGGGCACGUACCUACGGGCGAGCGAGUAACUGCAGUUCACGAACUAAGGAGGCGGCAGGCUUCACAGUCAAAUACCGCAAUCCCAAAUUUGUGCAGAGUCCAUCUUUGGAGGUAUUAAUACGCGAUGAGGGCGCUGCGCUACGCGCGAAAGGGAGCAGCGAACUUGGCGAUAGUGGUUGUUCUUCACGUCGUUCUAUGGACACAACAGGAAAGAAACAAAUUAGCACCGAAGGCCUAAUUAAAUUUCUUAAAUCUAAAAUAGCCAUAAUCGAAGAGGAUCACGAGCGCAUUUCACAAGAGAUGUCCAACCAAAAGGAGAUGCUCGAUAAGACAUUGGAACGUAACAAAAAGCUAGAGCAACAGCGCGAUCAAGCAUUUUCGAAACAUAAUGCGAUUGCCGAGCAAUUGAACAAAACCGAGAAUCAACUAGAAGAGGUGAAUAGACGCAUCAAAGAGCGCAGCAUCGAACAGAACGCACAGCAGAAGGAACUCGAGGCGGCGCGUCGUGAAUUGAAAGUAUUGGCGCAAACAAAUACCAAUCUAGAGAAGCGUUUGUAUCGUGCCAAUGAAGAACUAGAGAAUACGAAGAGUGCAUUGGCGCUGCUAAAGAACGCCGAACGUGAGCUCAAAGAAUCGAUGCGUGUCGAUGAUGAGAAAAAGGAUAAACAAAUAAAAAGUUUGAAGAAACAACGAGCCGAUCUGCUCAAUGCCUACAAGAAGCAACUUUUUCUCAUCGAUAAUCUCAAGCGACAGAAUAUUUGCAUGGAGCAGUCGAAAAUGAUCAGUUUUGGCGAGAAAGAAUUUACCAAAGUACUAGAAUGGAAUACUAAGUUAUAGGCAAUGAAGAGCAUACGUAAUGACGCUAUCAUUUUGUAACUCAGCUUUAAAUUUUGUCUAUGUAUGAGUAUAAGUAUGCCUACGAUCUGUACGAACUGAUAUUAACCUAUUAAGUCCAUCUAUAGUCCUCCAGAAUGUAAGUGAACGUUUUAAAGGUAACUUACG